AGGCCUAAGCCCUGGUUCACAUAUAUGCGGCCGUGCGGGCCACGUUUUGUGCACGCACGAGAACCCAUUCAUUUGAAUGGACUGCUGUGCCCCAUGACAUGCAGGGAAGAAGUCCCUGCACUUCUUCUGAAAACGCAGCCCGCACAGGAACCUCAGUUCCCAGUACGGUCGCGUAUUCCAGUGCGGGCGGCAUACUAUUAGAACUAAUGAUACCCGCCCAGCUGUGCGGGUGGUGCCGCUGAGGAUCUGCACGAAAAUCUGUACAGCCACACCACCCGCACAGAGAAAUGCGGACCUGCGG
Molecule: messenger RNA, 301 nt
Organism: Staurois parvus
Lineage: Eukaryota; Metazoa; Chordata; Amphibia; Anura; Ranidae
Source: the annotation of a GenBank genome assembly